GAACCUCACAUCUUGGCCUGGAAUCCUGAGUGCUCAUCCUACAACUUCAAACCAGGGGAAAUCAGCCACACUGGAAAUACUGUGCCAAGUCUGACAGGGAUCUGAGAUAGAAACUCCACUUUCCUGUUGGACACGGACAAUGUCUGAGGAAAAGAGUGAUUUCCUAAAGGGAAGAAGGAAUCCUGGUGAGCACUCAUCCAGUGUUAUUUUCCCACCUGGCAUUAAGAGAGGCCGUGUACAUAAUUAAGCUCCACAGACCAGCUAGGCCCUGAGGGAGAGUGGUUACAUCAGCAUAGUUCUUGAGCUGUACUGAGGAAAGCUUCAUCGUCCAAAACUGAGGAAAUGUCCAGAUUAACACAGGUAAAAAGUCAAGCUGCUUCUUACCCUCUUAUGCAAAUGAACACCGAGGAGACAAAGUAAACAAAGCAAAAUGCUCCUGCCUUAGCUUUCCUGCUGGAUGCCACUCUUUAUCGUGGACCCAGAGCAGAACCCAGCACAAGUUCUAAAUAAUCCUCCACCAGCACCAAAUUUGAUAGCUCUGCCCCAAGCAAGAGAGAAGCUGCCAAGAACUACUCCCACAUUUGGGGACAGAUGCCAAUAGUAAGGUUUACCGUGGCCACUUCUGCAACAGGCACAGCCACUGAGGCAGGUUCAUCACAGCAGGUUCAUCUCUCCUCCAUGAACUGGCAGAAGGCUGUUGUGUCUCCGGAGCACCUUCCCCUCUGCCAUGGUGGAUGUGACAAGAUCAGCUGGCUUCCAGAUGGCAAGGUGUUCAGCAACGUUCAAAGGGAGAAGAUCAUCUCCAAGUUUCUUAAAGAGAGCGUUCUAAAGAGAGUGUUCCGUGCCAAGCAGGCGCCCAGCUACCAGAAAGAGGAGUCCAGCCACAGCUUUCCUGGCACCAGAAAGAAGGCCGAGCCGGACGCGGCGCCCGCCAAGCCGCACGCGGAGGCGCCGGGGCCUCGGGGCGCCCUCGGGGACGACGCCGGGGACGACACGUGGGCCACGGGGAUUUUAAGGGAACACAGGACCAGCUACAGCAAAAUGGGGAGAAGAAACGGGGAGACCGGUGGCACCAACCUGCGGGCCUCAGACAUCUCUCAUGAGAACUUACCUCACUGGAGCGUGGAUUCAGAAGGACCUGUGUCUGAAAAUAAAAACCACCUCCCUGGAAGGGAGAGUGCAGCAGGUGGCAAAAUUAACAAGAACCAUCUGGAAAUUCCAAUAGAGCAAAUGAUGCUAGACCUUAAUUUGUCAGAGCCUGCUCACAAAAUAACACAGAAUAGUAAACAAGGGUCAUUUCAGUUAUGGGGUUAUCCUCUUAACGAAGGAAGUGCCACAGAGAACAGGGAUUUCAAGAAAUCUUCAAUGGAGACUGGCUUUAAUGUAACCAAUAAUUCCAGAAGGCUGUUUACGAUGAACGACCCUCUUAGUGCCUCAGUUGAUAAGCAAAUUGGUUCCUACCCUAGUCUGCAGAUGCCUUUAGGUCUCUGCUGGCCCUACGCUGACGGAGACUUUUUUAAGGACAGAAUGGAACCUCGCCUUACUUUGUAUUCAACUGAAGACAUCAACAGUGACAUUUUCUCUCCGCUGAACUGGAAUUUGAAAUAUGGAAACAGCAGCGUGGAAGAAAAUUUAACAGAUGAAAGCGAUUUAUCAGAAAAUGAAAAAGCAAAUGACACUUUACUGAGCUAUUUUAAAAAGAUGGACCUGAACUUAAAACCAGAGACAAUAGACACCGUUGAAGAGCCUUUCACAGAGGAAUCGAGUGAGGUAUUCCCGUAUCCUGAUUUUCUCCCUCCUCCUUUCAACACCCUGGACUUGCACAAAUUGGCCCUUUCAAAAUCUGAGAGUUGGAAAGGGACCAUGGAACCUGCAGAAAGCUCUGUUGAUCGCUUGAUAACCCGUUUACUGGAAAUGGAAAGAGUACAACACUUGACUGUACAAAAAGAGCGGCCAAGGCUGCCCUCCACCUUCUGCACCCUGGCAGUUAAUGAACGACCGUCUUCCUCCAAAGCUCUAUCCAAAGGGAGACAGCCAAAGCUUUCUGACUCUUUAAGUCUUCAGACAAUGGGUAUAGAUAAAAAUCGAGAAAAAAGGAAAAGCAGUUCUGGUCCUUUCAGCCUGGAACAAAAUGCUGCAAAAUGGAACUGGAGCAAUGCUGGGAAAUACAAGUGGAGUUCUAGGCCAUCUCUAAAAAGCUCCACCUCUGCGAAACAAUUGAUUGCAACUUACAAAGACUUCAAGAGUCCCAAAAGUUCCAUUUUAAUUCCAUGCCAAGAACUCUCUGCUAAGCAAGUGACUGCCCAGACAACUCCAUCACUGGUUAAAAUGGUCUCGGCUAGAUGUCUGCCACCGAGGUCUCCGGUCCAUGUUUCACCCCUCCCUCUGUCUUUUCCCGAAAACCAGAGGGAAGAAAUUAAGGCAUCAAGGACCAAAAAGAAACUUUACCGAAAAAAUAUAGCAUUGGACAGACCGUUCUAUAUUCAGAAGCUAAACUGUCUGUCACCAUCAUUUAUAGUGAAGGAUAAGUGCUCACCCAUUAACCAAAAGUAACACUGUUCUUCCAUGUGAGCACAUCUGUUCCAAGAAGUCCGGCUAAAAUAUGGUUCAUCAUGCAGAAGAUACAGGUAAUAAAAUCACACACAAAACAAUUGCUCCAUAUGAUACAGAGUGGGGCUUGUGAGAAUCUCUGCUGAGAUGUCUGUGUAGACCCUGGCGCUCCUAGACGGGGAGAGGGGACAUCUUUUGCACGUUAUGUUGCAGAGAAGUGUUCACUUAAUAAACUAAGGCAUUUGAGUCAAAAGAUUAUUUGUUUCCAGUUGUAACUCUGUCAUCAAUAAAUGGUAUAAAUAAAGUAUUCCCACUGUC
Molecule: messenger RNA, 2868 nt
Organism: Talpa occidentalis (Iberian mole)
Lineage: Eukaryota; Metazoa; Chordata; Mammalia; Eulipotyphla; Talpidae
Product: protein FAM217A-like
Exons: 9
Coding region: 592-2553 (653 amino acids)
Source: RefSeq, a predicted model, not a curated record